AUGGCAGCCAGUCGAAUAAAUCCGGAUUACCCUUCUAUCCGCCUCUCCCCCUCCCAUUCCCGAAAUAACUCGCGCUCAACCUCACUUGAAAGAAUGCCUAGCUCCGUCUACCAACAACUCGACCCUCUCCUCAGCAACCUCUCUCCCGAAUCAACUCUUCAAGCCCUCACAUCAACCGAUGCAGUACCUUCGAACGAACAACGCGCCCAUGAUAUCCUCGCACGAAGUAUCUCGCAAGUGUCGCCUUCAGAACGCGCCUUAGGGAUACGCGCAGCGGUAGCUGCCCAAAACUUGAAUUUGUGGUACAAAGAGGUUCAAUCAUGGGACUGGCCAAAUCAACGCGACGCGAAGGUUGGGUUGGGUUUCCUUCCUCCAUCUGUGUCGCAAUCUGGGGGAAAUCCCAGCCCUCCGAUGUUCUUGGCUCCCCCUAGCAACACCCAACAAAGCUACUAUGGAAGCUUGUUAGCCAGCGUGGUCGAGCGAUAUGAGAGGAGAUCCGAUGAAAUCCGUGAUGGAAUGGACGAUCUUAACGUGGAAGAAUUAAAAGAACACGUUUUGAAUGCUCACAUUCCAUCCAGGUCUCGACCCUCUUCCGCCACAAGCUGCGUGUCUGUGCCUCCGCCGCUCAGCUAUGUACAGCUGAGUGACUUCACAGCUGUCAUUACAGCGACAAUCCUGCGAGCUCUGCCAUACCUUUCGCGACUGACUGCCCUACUUGCCACUUGGGAAGUUCGCAUUUUUGUCUUGCGCCAAAUUCCUGUUCUGCUCAGAGAGCUGAGCUUGACCCGCUCCGCCCUUGACUCCUCCCUCCACGCCUUACAAACCCCGCAUUCUUCUGUCUCCGAUCCAAACGAAUCGUCCGAUGCAUCCCUAGCUGCCGAUCAUGUUAAACUGGAGUCCGCAGUUGUGGCUGUCGGGAGGCGGAUGGAUCGAGUUCUCGACGCGUUGGAGGGUCGCCCAGAUUCUUUGCCUGGACAAUGGAUUGAUGACUUGGAAGCCAUCGAGUCUGACUUUGCCACAUGGGUGGUGGAGGCUGAUAAACGCAAAGUUCGCAACGAGUGGUUGCGGUCAAAAGCUGAGUCUCAAAUGGCUGAAAUGCGCGCAGCCGGCCUCCAGCGCGCAGAGUCAUUGAAGGAAACACGGCAGGACCCGUCAUCUGAUACAGCUGUAUCGGAACCUUCAGAUGAUCUCUGUUCCCCUCAGGAGCAGGCCGUUGAACUUCAGUGUGGCCUGGAAGUCUCGCCCGGCGACGGAAGACCAGCUAGCCCACAACCUAUUAAACAAUCAACAGUGCCUAUUAAAGAAACGCCGCUCCCCGCAGGUCGGGUCGAAGGGAACGCUUCACCAAACUUGAAACUCUCGAUAUCUUUUUUAAAGUCUCCACUCGAAGAGAAAUAUGAAGAUCUCACACCUGUGGCCAUGGCAGAGGACUUAGACACGCCAACACAGUCCGACUUUCCUCCAGCUUCUGCAAUCAGUCGACAGCUCUUUUCGGCUCCUGCACAUAUACCUUGCGCAAUUGAUCGCACCUUGGAAAACAAGGAAAACAUUCUUCCGCUCGGCUUCCAACAGCCCGACGGGGCAGUGUCAUCUCCCAGCCAGGCUUCGACAAAAUCAAGUCCAUUAUUCGAGAAUAGGGCUCUCGCCGAAGAUCCUUUCCUUGAGCAUUCAGCCGCAUCUGAAAUAGGAGUCCAAAUUCCUGAGGUGCUUGUUUCUGUUGAUGUACCUGCCGCCGAAGAGCCCCAGGCCUCUGCUGACCACAAACACUUGGCGGUUGGUACUAGGACAGAUGAGAAAGACAGGAACUCUGAUGCGAGAGAACAGCCUUCUCCACAUUCCCGACCAACCAAACUCAAGCCUGAACCUGAAACCAUCAGUUCUCCUGUUUACCAAGAGCCUAAAUCCCCGGACAGGUCGAGUGAACAGAAUCAGUGUGAUACUCCAGUAGCAGCAGCUAUCUCUCCGGUGCUUACACCGAACAGGUCGGACAUUCAAGUGCCGAAAUCGAGAGCAUCUGGAAGGAUUUCACAAAUACCCAUGGCUGUGGCGUCGCCUAAGUCAGGCUCAAAUCAUACGCCCAUCAAGUCUCACCAUCCGUUGAAUGAAGGGAAAGCCGAAUCUUCCCAACGGACAGUUCGCAAGCCGUUACAGAGUCCUAUCAAACUUUCCAAAUCCCGCCCAGGGAAGUCUGGUCUCAACGAAGAUGGCAAAGUGGUGCAUAAAAUAACACAUCGUCGUCGGACAUCUACUGGAUCUGUAGGCUCCUUGCUUUCAGACCAUUCUUCCCUGAUAUCCACCCCUGAGGCGCCUGAGCCGCGUACUGCUUCCUCUAAUGUGACACCUAUUGGGCCAUCAUCUCCCCCUGAAUCUAGACAUCCUCUUUCGCAUGGUGACUAUACCUUGAGAGAGGAUCGUCUGCGUCGUUUGGAAAAUCAAAAGCCUGACCCGCGAAUCUCUUUCGAGCAAACUUGCACAGUCAGCCUGCCCCUUGAGCGGUUUAUUAAUGAACGCUUGGAGUUGGGGCUAGGAAGUGAGUCGGCGCCAGGUGUGGCUAGCGUGAACCCGUCUAGGACCAGGACACACUCCGUCACAUCUGCCGACUUCCCUAAACCCCCAAAGACACAAACGAAAAUCACAUUCCAGGAUAAUUCUGCUGCAUCCAGUCCUCUGGCUCCACGCCUUCCUACUCGCCAUCAUCAAUUGUCCCGAGGAAAGUCUGCAUCUGACCUGAACUCUCAAAAUGAGAUGGCAAAAAUCGCGGAACGAAACAAAAAGACAUUUGGGAUGAACUCCGCCCGAAGAGCCAUGGAGCACCUUCUUCAGCCCAAAUCUCUCCGAUGGCGACAGCGACUGACUGCCCAUCCAAGUCUCGAAAGUCUGGGUGUGAAGAGGCAAGAGUUAUCCUAUGUAGAAGAGCAUGGAUCUGAACCCACUGAUUUCGGAUUCCGCGCUUCCUCGCCAACCAAACACACGAAGCAACCGCGAGACCAGCUCGACGAAAAGAUUAACUCUAUUCUCAACUCUUUGCCUGGUCAUAUCCAUUUAGUGGACUCCAACCACGAAGCCGACACAUCCUCGUCAUCGUCGUCCCUGGAUCGACGAAUGCGGUACCGAUCCGAAUCCCCCACUGGACCAAUCACUCGCAGCACCACUCCUGCACCUUCUCUGACGUUGAUGCCCGCUGCCCGGAGACGGCAUUCACAUGCCUACAAGACAGAGGAUAGCUGCGUCAAACUCUAUCACCUCCACCACGGGGGCCAGUCCGCACCGACAAAACUGUUCGUUCGCACCGUAGGGGAAGAGGGGCAGCGAGUGAUGGUUCGUGUUGGCGGUGGAUGGGCUGACCUUGGCGAAUACCUUCGCGAAUAUGUAAUUCACCAUGGUCGCCGCAAGGUGUCUGAGACACCCCGUGUGGAGGUGCAGGGCCUAAAAUCACGUUCCUCGCCAUCUUACCCAUCUCCAAGUACCAUGUUGACUCCAGCUACCUCGUAUCUUGCCUCCGGCCGGGCUACUCCGUCCCGACCACAAUCCGUGCUCAGUGCUCGGCCCCCUUCAUCCCUUACCGUUCACAAGAAAAGACGAGGCUCAACCGCAUCAGAUGUAAUGGGCACCAGGGCAGUGACAACAGGCCAUCUACCUUCCUUCACCUCACCCCCACCAGUUGUCGCCCCUAUUCCUUCCUCGACAGGCAGACGCCUGUCAGUGUCCUCCGGCUAUUCAAUCGGGGAUGUUCACUCCCCCGGCAACAUCGCUGCCUCCUCAACCGCCAACGAAUCCCGCUCCACCCCGCUGGGCCUAGCUGGCCCUAGACCACGUGCUCGGUACGAAUCCAUGAGCCCAGAAGGUGAAGCCUGGGUUGCAGAUGUUCUCCAAAAGACCCGCUGCUCCAGCUCCCAUAAUCCACCCCAGUUUGCACUGAGCAUGACCCCAGACCACGAUGCCGAUGACCGAUUUGAUAUCGGCGACAGCGGCAUGGCGGGACACUCCUUACCCAAAGUCCGCAGCAUUGGCGAUAUCGGGUCUAGCGGCACAAGCAGGCGGGUCGUGCUGAAAGGUCUUGGGUCUCGCCGUCGUGAACUUCGACAGAUGUGA
Messenger RNA from Penicillium vulpinum, 4092 nucleotides. RefSeq names its product GAS2 domain protein. The transcript has 2 exons. The coding region runs from base 1 to 4092 and encodes 1363 amino acids. NCBI's taxonomy places the organism in Eukaryota, Fungi, Ascomycota, Eurotiomycetes, Eurotiales, Aspergillaceae. Gene Ontology annotation, molecular function: microtubule binding. The record is from RefSeq and is a predicted model, not a curated record.